This is a messenger RNA of Cylindrotheca closterium, 255 nucleotides long. Lineage: Eukaryota; Bacillariophyta; Bacillariophyceae; Bacillariales; Bacillariaceae. The record is from the annotation of a GenBank genome assembly.
AUGCCCAUAAGAAAAAGAAAGUUGAUUGCAAAGCGUACAAAAGCAAAGAGAAAGGGGCUACAGUCUACACAGCAGGUGGAAAAGACUAUGAAAUCUGCUGCUCCAAAAGUCCCCACCACCACCAUUGACGAUGAACUGCCGUGCAACAAGGAACUACCACCAAAUACCCAAGAAAUCAACUAUGAAGAACCACCACACGAUGAUGAAUUGGAGCCUAACUUUGAGCAGGUUCUUUUGGAAGACCUUCCGCCAUAA